Apis dorsata (giant honeybee) is the source of this 2468-nucleotide messenger RNA. RefSeq names its product intraflagellar transport protein 74 homolog. Gene Ontology annotation, biological process: intraciliary transport involved in cilium assembly; cilium assembly. Bases 355 to 2151 code for a protein of 598 amino acids. The transcript has 3 exons. Gene Ontology annotation, cellular component: centrosome; cilium; intraciliary transport particle B. Lineage: Eukaryota; Metazoa; Arthropoda; Insecta; Hymenoptera; Apidae. The record is from RefSeq and is a predicted model, not a curated record. Gene Ontology annotation, molecular function: beta-tubulin binding.
UUUUGAUUUUUUGCGCAAUCGAUAUUUCAAAACAUUGGAUAUAAAGUUAGAUCUAUUCUAUGUCUUGAUUUUUUAUACAAAUUCUUGUAAUGUAAUGUAAUUUUAUAGUAUCAUUUAAAAUUAUAUUUUUUUCAUGUAAUUAUAUAUAAAUUAUAAAGUAAAUUUUAUAAUUUAUAUCUAAAUUAAUUUGGAAUUAUAUAGAUUCUAUGAAUUAGUUUCUAUGACAACCAAGUAGAAAACAAACGGGUUAUAAUGUACUUUAACUAAACAGUAUCAACUAAUUAAAUAUCUAUGCAAAUUCAUACCAAAAAUAUUUUCAAUAAAGAAAAAAAGUGUUUUAAAUAGAUCAAUAUAAUGCAAAGACCACAAACUAGUACUGCUGUAUUACAAAAUAAAUUUGAAAGGUUUUACAAAGGAACAAAAAAUGAAUCAGAGUUUUCUGGGAAUACUCGUCCAGGCACACCUGGUCAAAAUGUAUUGGCAAGACCACCAUCAUCCUUUGCUGCGCUCAAUCAAGUAUCAACUGGUAAUUCACGUUUAAAUACAAUUAAUUCAAGUAAUUCUGGAGCAUGUAAUAUUGCAUUUCCUUUGUCUGGUCAAAUGAAUAUAAAUAUUUUGGAAAGACCAAUCACUCAACAUGGAGUGGCAGGUCUUAGACCUGGAACUGGUAAAAAUUUAUCAAUGACUAGGCAAAUUCAAGAUAAAAGAUAUUAUAAUGGACUUAUGCAAUUAAAAAUUAGAGAAUUAAAUCAAGAAAUUGCUGUUAUUAUGAAAGAUAUUGAAGAUCAAACUAAAGAAAGAGCUACUUAUCUGCAUUAUGAUAAAAGAGCCAAAGAUUUGGCUAUGGAGUUAACAGCUUUACAAGGACAACUAGCUGAUUAUAAUAUCAUUGUAGAUAAAAUGACAUCUGAUAUUGGAAAAGAAAUUAUUGAAGAAGAAACUGAAAAACUUGCUAGAAAAAAUGAAGAAAUUUUAUCAAGAAUUGAAAAUAUGUUUGAAGAAAGAAAACAAUUAGAACAAAAACUAACAAAAAUACAAAAACAAUUAGAAGAUGAAAAGAAAAGAACAGAACGACUUAUAGACAGUAUGGAUUCUGAUAUGAAGGAAAAAUAUGAUGAAUUAUUAAAAGAAAAAAUAAAAGUGGAAGAAAAAGCAAAUGAACUGCAACAAAAAUUGGAUGAAUUAUACAAAGAACAAGUUUAUUUAGAAGAAGAAAUAACAUUAUCUCCUUUGAAACAGGAAGCAGUUAAAUUACAUCUUAAAAUAAUAGAAAUGGAAGAAAAAAGAGAUAAGUUAAAAGAAGAAGAGAAACAAAGAAUUUCACCAGAAGAAGAAAAAGAAAAAUUAUUAAAACAAAUUCAAGAAACAGAACAAAAACUUGAACAAUUAGAAGCAGAUAUAGAAGAUACUCAAUCUGAAAAACAAAUUAAAUAUAACGAGCUUCGUAAACGAGAAGAAACUAUAGAACAAUUUAUGAGUUCUUUUGAUCAAAAUAAAGAAGAUGAAACUAAAAAAUUGCAUAAAUUAGAGAAUACAAUAGUUGAAUAUUUAGAAAAUAUUUCGAAUAUGUUAAAUAUUGAUAUUGAUUUUAUAGGAAAUGAUGAAAUGGCUAUUCUUAAUAGUUUACCAUCUUUCAAUGAAUAUGAAUAUAUUAACAAAGAUUGUAAUUUUGAAAAAUUAACAAAAGAAAAUUUAAAGUUGCAGCAAAUUUUUAAUAAAAUGCAAAUAUUAGAAGAAAAACUUAAAGCAGAAUUUGCUGAGUUUAAUGAAAAAAUGACUGACAAAGAAAAUAAAUCAAUAAUUACAGAAGAUUUAGAUACUUUGAAAACUAAAUUGACACUAAAACAAGACCAAUUAAUAGCAGAAUGUGAACAAUUGAAACAUGAACAAGAAAAAGAACAAGAAGAGAUUAAAACAAUUCAAUCAGAAUAUAAUGAAAUAAAACAACGUUUAGAAAAUAAUGAUAUAUAUGUUCAAGUUAGUGCACUGGAAAAUAAUGUAGAAAAAUUGCAAAAAGAACAUAAAAGUAUUGAAGAAUUUAUUACCAAAGAAAAAGAACGUGGUAAUUAUGAUCCAACAAAAAAAGAAACUUUUAAUACAAUAAAUAUUUAUAACUCUAUGUUAAAAGAAAGUCUAAAAACUAUCUAUUAAUUAAAUUUUUUAUAACUUUGUUUAAUUCUAUUUUACCAAUAUUAGAGGAGUUAGAAAAUAAUUUGAUUUAUUGAUUUUUCAAUAAUAUUAUAUAAUAUUUACAAAUUAAAUAUGAAAAAUAUUAAAUUAUUAUAAUUUAUAAAAAUAUAUUAUAUUAUUUAUAAAAAUAAUCGUGAAUAUUACAUUUUUUUGUAUUAUUAAUUGCAUUUUUUAAUUAAAUUUUAUGAAAUUAUUUUAUUAAAUUCGAAAAAAUAUAUAUACAAUUUUCACAUAACCAAACAAUUCGAAAUAAAUAAAGUUAUUUCGAGAAAAAUAAA